This is a messenger RNA of Stegodyphus dumicola, 2154 nucleotides long. RefSeq lists its product as uncharacterized. Lineage: Eukaryota; Metazoa; Arthropoda; Arachnida; Araneae; Eresidae. The record is from RefSeq and is a predicted model, not a curated record.
AUUGACUUUCUAUGAAGAAAUAAAUAAAGUUUGGCUGUUGACAAAAUCAAUGAACUUGACCAGUGUAAUAUGAAUAAUCAGCUUACAUCAGCUUUUUUAUAUAGAUAUAUUAAUGUGGCAACAACAGGUAAAUAGAUAUUCUAAUAAAGUAAAUAUUUAUUACAUCUAUUUCCUACCAACAUAUGAAACAUAGAUUUUGAAGUUUCAAAAGAUACUCAGCUUAAAUAGCAGAUUUCAAAAAAUCCGAUUAAAUGUUUGCUGCAUUUUAAAAGCUGUGAUUGCUCCGAACCUUGAAGUCCAUUUGCAAUGCUGCAUUUAAUAAGGAAUAAUUUUCUUGGAACUGCGACAGAAAAAAGACAACUUUGAGCAAGAAACUGUGAUUCAGAAAUGGCAGCCAUAAAAAAAGUGAGGUUUCAAGAAGAGAGACCAGCACACAGAUUAACAAGCGAAGAAGAAAAUGUUCUAAAGGAGCUUCGAGAAAAAAUGCAUCGAUUGAAAUUUAGGCUUCUCGACUGUCAGAAUCAAAACCAAAUGCUUCGGAAGGAACUGUUGGUAGCCAAAAAGGUGAUGAAUAAGGAAAUUGCUGGUGGAGUUUCAGUUGAGUUUCCAUCUCUGUUAAUGCAAGGGGUAGACACCACUUAUAAAGGGCGGCAAGAGAAGAUUAUAUUUCUAAAAAACCAGAUCCAGAAGAUUCAGAAUCGAAUUCAGGAACUCGAAGGAGAAUGCCCAGAAGAUAAGCUAUGUGGAGAGUGUGAGAUGAAACAGGAAGUCCCUGCUGACGAUAUUACAAUAAAGCAUGAUGUGAAUAGUCCACAUAUUAGACAGAACAUGGUGGAACUUAACGAUUUAAUAGCAAGAACAUUCGAGAAAAAGAAGAAAGUUGAAGCCUGGAAAUGCAAAAACAAAGAACUAAAACAGCAAGCUAAAGUGCUUCAUUUGGAGCUAGAAAGGCUAGUAGAAAAAAGUAAAGAUGACCAACACAUCCAAGAAACAUAUCCGAUAAUGGAAAGAGAACUGCGUGAGCGGCAGACUGAGAAAGUCAAUUUAAGAAGCAGACUGGAUGAAUCGAAAACUAGGAACAACCAAUUAGUUGCAGAAAUCUCCAUGCUAAAAGAUGAUUUGUCUGGGAUUAUAAGCAAAACUAAUGAUGAUAAAAUGCUCAUUGAAGCACUAAACAGUCAACAAGCUCAUCUUCAAGAUAUGGUCGAUCGUCAAACUUUAAUGUACGAAGAUGAAAACAGGAAAUUUAAAGAAAAUUUAAGAAAAAUACAAACAAAACACGGGAUUAGCAUCAGUUUGCUCCUUCAAUUGAAAGAAAUCAUGAACGAUAAAGAUUCGCUUUUAGAAACCCUGAAAAACUCGACUCCGCUAGUGGUUUACAUCGCUGAAAGAGAAGACGAAACUAAAAAUGAAACUGCACCUAAAUCUGAAUCGGAACUGAAGGCUAAAGAGGAAGCAGAACUGCCUUCUUCAGAGCAAGCAGUAGGAGAAGCAAAAGUGGAGGGCGAAGAAGAAAGUAUCUCGGAGGCCACCAGCGUUGCGGAUCACGAAGUUGAGCAAAUGGAAGCUGAACUACAGAAGCACAAAGCACUUUUCCAGUCAACUCAGGAUGAAGUUGAACGACUUGCUUCGCUUGCUAGAUCUAACAACAGCAAGCAGAAUGAGUGGAUGUCACGCUUAUUGCAAUCAGUGGCUAUUUAUUCACAGAGGAUAGCAGAGGUGCGAGAACUACAGGAAACUGUAAAAAGACUCCAAUUUUCUCUGUCCUCAACAAAGAAGAAAAAAAUGACGUCUGAACCUGAGCAGCCAAAGAGCUCUUUGGAAGAGAUGACAAUCAAGAAAGAUAUUGAAGAAGAAGAGCACAACUUUCUUUUCAAUUUCUGGAAGGUAUUGACUGUCAUCCACGAAAACAAUUACCACUUAUAUAACACUGUAUCAGACUGCAUGAAGAAACUUUACCUGAAUGCUAUACAAGACUGUAAGAAUAGCUUUAAUGCAAAUGACAACAUCACUGUGAACGAACUAACAGACCAAGCUGCAUCCACAUAAUAAUGCAACACGAAGCCAUUUUUUACAUUAAUCAUUUUCAAAUUAUCAAGUAGAAUUUUUGUUAAACUUGUGUAAAAGAAGGGUGUCAUAUUAAAUAGAAUUCUA